Molecule: messenger RNA, 2067 nt
Organism: Syzygium oleosum
Lineage: Eukaryota; Viridiplantae; Streptophyta; Magnoliopsida; Myrtales; Myrtaceae
Product: UDP-glucuronate 4-epimerase 3-like
Exons: 1
Coding region: 387-1697 (436 amino acids)
Source: RefSeq, a predicted model, not a curated record
ACUUUCAUUCUCUCUCCUCUCUCUCUCUCUCUCUCUCUCUCUCUCUCUCUCUCUUCCCAAGAUUUGUUUUUUUGGUCACAGACUUUCCUCCUGCUCAUCAAACCCGUGGAUUUUGAUCGCAGACCCACCAUAUAGAACCCUAGGAAGUCCUCAGAAAAACGAUCCAGGUGUGAACAGGAGCGCCUUUUCUUCACACCCUUUUGCCAGGAAUCGCCGGAGCAACCGGAAAAAUCCAUGCUUUUCUCACCGGCGGUAAGUGGGUUUCUUCGCCAUCAAGAUCGCCACCAAACCCUAACCGUAGAUUUUGCCCCCUACAACGGAGAUCGGUUUGUUCUUGAUUGAUUUGUGAAUUUUUUUCCUUCUGGGUGGGGGCAAGCAUCCGUGAAAUGUCACAGUUGAAGACGAACUCGCUCUCCCACCUGGACAAUGUACCAUCCUCCCCGGGUAAGUUCAAGUCCGACAAGCCGUUGACCUACAUCCACCGUCUGAGGUUCCACUCCUCCGUGUCCAAACUCACGCUCUGGCUGGCCCUCUUCCUGGCCCUCCUCGUGUUCUUCUUCUUCCUCUCCCCUCCCUCCUCGUCCCCGCCGCCGAGGCGGUCCCUCGGCUCGUGGGGCGGGUCGCGCUGGGAGAAGCGGAUCCGGACGUCGGCCCGGGUCAGGUCGCGGUCCGGCUUCACGGUCUUGGUUACCGGGGCGGCGGGGUUCGUGGGCACCCACGUCUCGCUCGCCCUCAAGCGACGCGGGGACGGUGUCAUCGGGCUUGAUAAUUUCAAUGAAUACUACGACACCAGGCUCAAGAGGGCCAGGCAGGAGAUGCUGGAUCAAGCAGGGGUUUUCGUCGUCGAAGGAGAUAUCAAUGAUAGGGAGCUUCUGAAUAAGUUGUUCGAUGUGGUGCCGUUCACUCAUGUAAUGCAUCUUGCGGCGCAGGCCGGGGUGCGCUAUGCGAUGCAGAACCCCGCAUCCUAUGUGCAUAGCAACAUCGCGGGGUUUGUGAACCUUCUGGAGGUGUGCAAAUCUGCGAAUCCGCAGCCGGCAAUCGUGUGGGCUUCGUCGAGUUCAGUCUACGGGCUCAAUUCCAAGGUGCCCUUUUCGGAGAAGGACCGGACGGAUCAGCCUGCGAGUCUGUAUGCUGCCACAAAGAAGGCUGGCGAGGAAAUCGCGCACACUUAUAAUCAUAUUCAUGGGUUAUCUAUCACUGGAUUGCGGUUUUUCACCGUGUAUGGACCGUGGGGUAGGCCGGACAUGGCAUACUUCUUUUUCUCAGAGGAUAUCUUGAAAGGGAAGGAGAUUACAAUAUAUGAAGGGCCUCAUCAUGUAUCUGUUGCUAGGGAUUUUACCUACAUUGAUGAUAUUGUGAAGGGUUGUGUAUCUGCCCUGGAUACUGCCAAGAAAAGUACCGGGAGCGGUGGGAAGAAGAAGGGGUCCGCGCAGUUCCGCAUUUUCAAUUUGGGGAAUACAUCUCCGGUGCCUGUGACGAAGCUCGUGAGCAUACUGGAAAAGCUUUUGAAGGUUAAGGCUAAGAAGAAGUUCCUGCCUUUGCCGAGGAACGGGGAUGUGAAAUAUACACAUGCAAACAUAAGUUUGGCUCAGCGUGAGCUUGGAUAUAAGCCUACCACUGACUUGGAGACAGGUUUGAAGAAGUUUGUGAAGUGGUAUGUUAAUUACUAUAAAGGGUCGAAAAGGAGUUCCUGGUGAAUUCUAUAUGCCAAUGCUAGUUUGCAAAACUGAUAAUUGAUCUCGACAUUGACUUUGCGUCCCCGUGAUCCUUAAAUUCGAUUGUAUCUACGCUCAUUCAAUUGGUAUCAUCAUAGAAAAGGAACUGAGUCCUGUACCGUCCAGAAUUCAGCAGGAUGGAGCAUUCUUUUGCAGGGCAUUCUGAACUGUAUGUGCUGGUAAUUGGGAGCAUUGCAUCAAUUUUUCCCAAGUAUAGGUUCCUUAUGCACUCUAUGAUUAUUUUAGAUCUGAAAUAUUGUACAGUCCAUGACUGUAGAGAUUACAAUCAUAUGUUGAUCGUCGGACCUUUUUCUUUUCAGAUGGAUGGGAAUAAGAUUUCAAUUUGCUGCAA